Cercocebus atys (sooty mangabey) is the source of this 6390-nucleotide messenger RNA. RefSeq names its product activating transcription factor 6 beta (gene ATF6B). The record is from RefSeq and is a predicted model, not a curated record. Gene Ontology annotation, molecular function: DNA-binding transcription factor activity, RNA polymerase II-specific; RNA polymerase II cis-regulatory region sequence-specific DNA binding. Gene Ontology annotation, cellular component: nucleus. Gene Ontology annotation, biological process: endoplasmic reticulum unfolded protein response; regulation of transcription by RNA polymerase II. NCBI's taxonomy places the organism in Eukaryota, Metazoa, Chordata, Mammalia, Primates, Cercopithecidae. The coding region runs from base 13 to 2088 and encodes 691 amino acids. The transcript has 18 exons.
GGGAACCGUCUCAUGGUUGGGGGGUGGGGGGGAAAGAUGGCGGAGCUGAUGCUCCUCAGCGAGAUUGCCGACCCGACGCGUUUCUUCGCCGACAACCUGCUGAGCCCGGAGGACUGGGGUCUGCAGAACAGCACCUUGUAUUCUGGCCUAGAUGAAGUGGCCGAGGAGCAGACGCAGCUCUUCCGUUGCCCCGAGCAGGAUGUCCCGUUUGACGGCAGCUCCCUGGACGUGGGGAUGGAUGUCAGCCCCCCUGAGCCCCCAUGGGAACUCCUGCCGAUCUUGCCAGAUCUUCAGGUGAAGUCUGAGCCGUCUUCCCCCUGCUCUUCCUCCUCCCGCAGCUCCGAGUCAUCACAUCUCUCCACAGAGCCCUCCAGCGAGGCUCUUGGGGUAGGGGAGGUGCUCCAUGUGAAGACAGAGUCCUUGGCACCCCCACUGUGUCUCCUGGGAGAUGACCCAACAUCCUCAUUUGAAACUGUCCAGAUCAACGUAGUCCCCACCUCUGAUGAUUGCUCAGAUGUCCAGACCAAGAUAGAACCUGUCUCUCCAUGUUCUUCCAUCAACUCUGAGGCCUCCCUGCUCUCAGCCGACUCCUCCAGCCAGGCUUUUAUAGGAGAGGAGGUCCUGGAAGUGAAGACAGAGUCCCUAUCCCCUUCAGGGUGCCUCCUAUGGGAUGUCCCAGCCCCCUCACUUGGAGCUGUCCAGAUCAGCAUGGGCCCAUCCCCUGAUGGCUCCUCAGGGAAAGCCCUGCCCAUCCGGAAGCCGCCACUGCAGCCCAAACCUGUGGUGCUAACCACUGUCCCAAUGCCACCCAGAGCUGUGCCUCCCAGCACCACCGUCCUUCUGCAGCCCCUCGUCCAGCCACCCCCAGUAUCCCCAGUUGUCCUCAUCCAGGGUGCUAUUCGAGUCCAGCCUGAAGGGCCGGCUGCCUCUCUACCACGGCCUGAGAGGAAGAGCAUCGUUCCUGCUCCUAUGCCUGGAAACUCCUGCCCGCCUGAAGUGGAUGCAAAGCUGCUGAAGCGGCAGCAGCGAAUGAUCAAGAACCGGGAGUCAGCCUGCCAGUCCCGGAGAAAGAAGAAAGAGUACCUGCAGGGGCUGGAGGCUCGGCUGCAGUCAGUGCUGGCUGACAACCAGCAGCUCCGCCGGGAGAAUGCUGCCCUCCGGCGGCGGCUGGAGGCCCUGCUGGCUGAAAACAGCGAGCUCAAGUUAGGGUCUGGAAACAGGAAGGUGGUCUGCAUCAUGGUCUUCCUUCUCUUCAUUGCCUUCAACUUUGGACCCGUCAGCAUCAGUGAACCUCCUUCAGCUCCUGUCUCUCCUCGGAUGAACAAGGGGGAGCCUCGACCCCGGAGACACUUGCUGGGGUUCUCAGAGCAAGAGCCAGUUCAUGGAGUUGAACCUCUCCAGGGGUCCUCCCAGAGCCCUGAAGAGCCCCAGCCCAGCCCCACAGACCAGCCCAGUUUCAGGAACCUGACAACCUUCCCUGGGGGCGCCAAGGAGCUACUACUAAGAGACCUAGACCAGCUCUUCCUCUCCUCUGAUUGCCGGCACUUCAACCGCACCGAGUCCCUGAGGCUUGCUGACGAGCUGAGUGGCUGGGUCCAGCGCCACCAGAGAGGCCGGCGGAAGAUCCCUCAGAGGGCCCAGGAGAGACAGAAGUCUCAGCCACGGAAGAAGUCACCUCCAGUUAAGGCAGUCCCCAUCCAACCCCCUGGACCCCCGGAAAGGGAUUCUGUGGGCCAGCUGCAGCUAUAUCGCCACCCAGACCGUUCGCAGCCAGCGUUCUUGGAUGCAAUUGACCGACGGGAAGACACGUUUUAUGUUGUCUCUUUCCGAAGAGACCACCUGCUGCUCCCAGCCAUCAGCCACAACAAGACCUCCCGGCCCAAGAUGUCCCUGGUGAUGCCGGCCAUGGCCCCCAAUGACUCUCUCCUUCUCACUGUCGCUGCCGAGAUCCACAGGCGGUUGUGGCUCAGCCCCUGUUGCAGGGGACAAGUGAGGGCGACUUUCCUGUCCUGCCCUGAGACGCCGCCCUCCCGGGGUUGGGGACAGAGCAGGUGCAGAGGCACUGCAGCUGCCCGGUUGCCCAGGUAAGGAACAGAGUUCUGGGGAGACCCAGAAGGAGAGGCAAAGGAUUUCUCGCCUAUCCCCACAUCCUAGGUGAAGGUGCGGCAGGUGAGCUCUCAGCAGUGCUUCCAGAGCAAGGACUUCUGUUCAGGACAGAGGACAUAGGAGCAUUCACUGGGAACCAGGCUCCCUGUGAAGGAGUGUCUGGGAGGAGAGGGUGGUAUGUGUGUGUUGGGGUGGGGGUGUAUGUCAGGGCUUGGAUGGGAUGCAGACAACUGAGAGGGGCUGGGAACAAACCCAGGGACUCCGAGAGUCAGAUGGUGGAAGCAGGGUAGAGGUGGUUAUUGGUGAGGUGAGCCCCUGGGUCCUGGAGGUGCUGGGGCUAGCGGGAAGAUAGGACUAGGCUGAACUGGUGACCAGCUGAACCUCGGAAGGAAAGUGCUUGCGGAAUCCCAAGUGUCGGGCUGGAGCAACUGAGCCCAGGCUCUGAGCUCCAGGCUCCAGGAGGUGCCAAAGGGUGCUGCUUUGGGCAUCCAAAUAGGGACUCCCUAGGUGGCAGCGUGAAAGUUGCAGGGAGGGAGGUCUGGGAGAUCUCUUGAGGAAAUACGGAAAUGGGACAGUCAGGACUCUCGGGUCUGGGAAGUGCACAGAGCCUGCAGAGAGGAUCCUAAAACUUGUUCUUGGUCAGAGCUCUGCACUCAUGACUCACGGUUCAGCAGGGCUGGGAUGACUGAGAGAUGCCUCUGGGGGCACAGGGGCUCCGUCUUCACUCUGUGCCCCUUCCAGGCUCCCCUUGCCUCUGUCUGUCUGAACCCGAGCUCUCCCUCACCCCGCCCUCCCCACCAGUACACGUGACACGCCCCGGGUGGGGCGGGCGGGCCCCUUAUCUCGCCUGGAAAGAAUUUAAUGGCAUAGAAACAACUGGAAGUGGAACUGAGAGGAACUACUGGGAAGGAACUCGGAAACACCACAGCUGCUGCCUGCCCCGCCCCUGCUUCCCGCAUCUCCAGCCCCUCCUCUUUUCCCUGAUCCUGCCUCCAAGUCCCUGGGGACCCAGCACCUCAAUUCUUCAAACUUCCUUCUGCUCACUCCAGACCUGGCCACUAGGUGCAGGACCAGAAACUGCCUUCCUGUCUCUCAUUGCACCCCUAACCAUUUUCAACUGGAGUCUGGAAAUCCUCUCUCUUAAUUUUUCCAUUCCUAGGCCCAUUAGCUCCCCAGAAUAAGGGGCAUCUGGGUUCCCCAACCCACCCCUCCCUGACACCUCCUUCCCACCUGGUUCCAGCCCAGUGUCUGGGACCCCCACAUUCCCUUUUUAGUCUCACUCCUGGAAUCCUGUCUUCACCUCUCAUUGCCAGAUUCAACUGGGGGUGUAGCAGGAGGGUCAGAGGGAGACAUGGGGGUGGGACCAUAACCCCCAUCUCUGGAACAUCUCUUAUGGAAGCCAGCCCCUCUCGCCACCCCUUGGGACCUGUGCAGUCCCUAAUGAGCAAAGUGUCAAAGUUGGCUACAACACUGAAUACCCAGGAAGCUGAGUCACAGUUUGGGAAGAUGCCCCCAUCCCUGCCAGCCCUCCAACUGUGGGGAGGGUGCCAAGAGGGUGAGGCCAUAUCUCCCCUCAAACACGCACUGCAGAGAACCACUCCAGACAUAGUGGCAGGGGGAAUGGUGAAGGGGAGACACAAGAGACACCCAAUUCUUUGCUUGCCCAGUACUGAGAGAAGAGCAGAAUUCUUGCAGGAGCUGGAAUGGGGAGCUGGAGGGGUGGGUGGUGGCAACAGGGCAGGGAGGGAGAUCGAGAAGGAGCCUCUGGGUGUGUGGUCAAUGGAGGCUGCUGUGCUCUUCUAGACCAAUCUCACCAGCUUUCUGGAAAAGCUGCUGAGCUCUCUUCACUCCUUCCUACUGCAAAGACCCUCUCUGCUUUCCCCACUGUGCAGGGAAAGGUGAGGAAUCCAAUUAUUUGGGGAGGGGCACUGGACAUCUCACAGAGGCCUCCAGGGGUACGGGGAAGUAUAGUGGAGGCCAUGUGUCCACUGCUCCCCACUGGGGAAGGGCCUCCUAUUCGGUUCCUCUCACACCAUCCAGGUUCUUUCACUCACAGAGCUGACCUCGGAGCCAACAAGAAAUCAGCCUUCUUAGGCAUCAGCCAAUGACUAGGUGUGGAGGAAACCUGAAGGGGAGAUUGGGUGUGUGUGCACGUGUGCCUGGGCACCCAUAUGUGUACCUGCAAGGAUGCAGGUUUUGUGGGUGGAUUUGUGUGUCUGUGCAGGUAUGUUUGUAUUUGUAUUUGUGGAUGAGCACACAUUAACAUAUUUGUAAGUGUACAUGUGUACACAUAUUUGUGCAAGCGCUCCCAUGGUGUGGGAGUGAUUUGCAUGGCCUUAGACACAAAGUGACAGGAUUUGAGGGUCAGCCAGAGCCCAUCUCUUACCCAAGGGUACACUCCAGGCUGAGAGAAGGGCUGGGGGGACAGGAAAGGGCAGCUCUCUGUAUGCCAGGCCUCUUGGCCUGGGCUUUCUUGGGUGGGGAACCUCUUGGUGUGGAAACACUCUGUCCCUGUUCAGCUCCCUUUCCGUCUCUUGCUGGCUGGUAGUAGAAUGUGAUGGCUGGUAGCCCUGAAAACUCCUUUUUCUCUGAUCCAGGAGAAAAGUCUAAGAGUUGAAAGCCAGAAGAUGUGUGCGUGUUGGGCGGAGGUGUGUGUGUGUCACAGUCACCUCCACCUACCAGUGACAUAUCCCCCACUCCUCACUGGUCAGCAUUUCCACACCCACCCUACCCUCCUCCUUCCCCCAGCCGCUGGUCUGGAAGAACUGGGCACCUUUCAGCAUCUCAACUCUUCACCCGAGCUGAAUCCUGCCUGGGCCCUCACACUGCUGUUCGCCAUAGCCCUCUCCUGUCUCAUCCUGGGACCCCCCUACUACCUUUCCUCCCACCUCUUGUCUCUGUGUGCUCCCCAAUCCCUGCCUCAGUAAACUCCACAAACACACACAACUGGGUAACCAUCAUGUAGAUCAAGAAAUAAGACACCUUUAGCCCCUCAGAAGCUGCCCAGCAUGCCGCUACUAGUCACUGCCCCCGCAAGAGUAUCACACUUCUGACUUGGAGCACUACAGAUUAAUGUUGCCUCUCCUCAAACUUCACAUAAAUAGAAGUAUGCAGCAUGCUGUUUCCUGUGUCUGGCUUUUGUUCAACCUCAUCUUAGUAAGAUCCAUCACACUACUGCAUAUAACUAUAGUUCGUUCCUGCUUUAUUUUAUUCCACGGUGUUAAUAAACCACAAUUUAUUUAAUCUAUUCUACUAAUGUGAAAUAGUCCCAGUUUGGGACUAUUAUGAGCAGUACUGCUAUGUUGGGUAUAUUCCUAGGAGUGGAAUUGCAGGGUCACAGGGUUUGCAUGUGUUCAGCUUUAGUACAUUUAGUAGAUUCUGUCAAACAGUUUUCCAAAGUGCUUGUACCAUCUGGUCCUGCCAGGAUCUCCCCUGGCCUGGCCUCUGAUUCUGCCUCUGCCCUGGUGACUGUGUCUAACCAACUUCCAGUCCCAGACACUGUCCGUGGUCCUAGCCCUGACCUUGGUCCUGCCCUUGGUUCCAGCCUUAAUGCUAGUCCUGCGUUUAUAUUGAACUUUUCAUUCAUUCAUAUAGUUGGUAAACAUUUAUGGAGCACCACUUAUGUGCCAGAUGCAAGGAUACAGCAGCCAAGAAAGAAAAAUAGGUGCCAUGCCUGCCCUCAUGGACUGUAUAGUCUAGUGGGCAAGAAAGUAAUAAAAUAAUCUCACAGUAUAUUUAUAUAUUAUUUUGGACUUCAAAAAUAAAAAAAUAUUUAUUUAUAUAUGGUUACAAAUUGUUAUAAAUGCUACAAGUGAGAAUGGUGUGAUGCUGUGAUACCACAUGGUAGGAGGACCUGACCUAGUCAGGAAAACUUCCCUGUGAAAAAAAUGGCGGGCUGAGACCUGAAGGAUGAGAAGGCCAAGAGAGAAGGGAACGGUGUUCCACACGGAUGGAACAGCGUAUACAAAGGUCUGGGGUUGGGGAUGGGCACAGAGAAUGUGAGGGACUUGAAGGUCAGUGGGGCUGGAAUGGAGGGAGGAAGGGAAAUGUUAUGGGAGGUGAAGUGGGGGCAGGGGACACAUGAUGGUAGGGCUGUUUGUCAGUGUUCUAAGAGAAUUUGGAAGGGAGGCACUGAAGCAUUUUGAGGAGAGGGACAUCCUGAUUGCAUUUGUGAGACUGUAGAGGACAAGGGUGGAAGCAAAGGGAAGAGUCAGGGCUGGACACAGUGGCUCACACCUCUAAUCCCAGCACAUUGGGAGGCUGGGGUGGGAGGAUUGCUUGAGC